AUGAGGUCUAUUCUAUACUCGUUUUGGCUAUUACCUCGGUUGAUACCUUUUAGUCAAGGGCAGACUGAGGAAGCAUGGACGGCGCUUAAUACUUCUAUCGGCGGGCGUCUCCAUCCCUUGCGGCCAUUUGCGUUUCCGUGUUUCUCGGUUUAUAACGGAGAGGCCACCGCGGUUGACGGAGCCGCAUGCUCCCUGAUCAGGGAGAACUACACGACAAAUUCAGUUCGUGUAGGAUACCCUAGCGGCUACAUGAAUCUGCAAGACGAAAUGUGUCUGAGUGAUGCCUCGGACCAAUGCCUACUCAAUAGCACGGUAAUUCCGGCGCCGGAACCGCCCUCGGGGGUUUCAUGCAAUCAAGGCAGCGUCCCUUCGUAUUACAUCGAGGUCCGGGGAGCGUCCGACGUCAGGGCUGCUUUUAAAUUCUCACGGGGAUACAGGAUACCCUUGACCAUCAAAAAUAGCGGCCAUGACUACAUGACCAGAAACAGCCAGAAAGGCUCGCUUGCGCUCUGGGUGCACCAUCUGCAAGAGCUCGCCUUCCACGACAAUUUCGUGCCAGAGGGAUGUGCGGCGGAUCUGAGUGGCCUUGGUGCUGCGAUCACAGCGGGAGCUGGUGCUAGCACUCACGACGUGAUGACCUUCGCAUCUCAACACGGCAGCACUUUUAUCGGUGGGUACUCGCCGACGAUUGCGGUCUCGGGAGGAUGGGUCCUCGGUGGCGGGCAUAGCGUGCUAUCGCCCGCAUACGGCCUCGGAGUCGAUCGGGUGGUGCAAUUCAAGAUCGUCACUCCUGAUGGUGCCGUCCGAGUUGCUAACCAAUGUCAGCAUGAGGACUUAUUUUGGGCUUUGCGCGGCGGCGGUGGGGGGACAUUUGGUGUUGUCCUAGAAGCUACGCAUCGCGUUGAACCCUCAAUGCCCGUCGCGAUCGCCAAUAUCAGAUUGCCUUCGAACAGCACGUCAGCGACAGCCUUGGAGUGGAUUGAGUUGAUGGCACGACAAUCCGUGGUCUGGGGUAAGCAGGGAUGGGGAGGGCACGCGGCAGGAUUGUAUCUUACGUACAUGAAUCCCCUCCCAGCCAUCGCCAACUUGUCAGAUGGAGGCGCUGCUGCACGAGAGUCGAUGAGCGCCGUCAUGGAAUUCGCACUUGCUGCUGGGGGCACCGGUAUCGUUGAAGUUUUGCCCGAUUACAUCGAUGUGUGGAAUAAAUACGUGCUACCAGGGGCACGAACAUCGUCGGGGGUGGCUCGCAUGUUGGCCACUAGACUAUUGCCGCGGAGGCUAUUCGAAGAUGAAGCUGGCAUCACUCAGAUAAUGAACUUCAUGAGGGCCGCGCAGGACCUGGGUUUUGACCCGCGGAACUUCUACUGCCCAGUGGACACCCCCUUCGUCGCGGACGGCGCGUCAGCCUCAGCGCAGAGGAGCGGGAAUACGGCCACAUCCGCAACAUCCGUUCAUCCAGCGUGGUACGAUUCUCUCUGGGACAUUUCGACAAGCUUACUCAUUCCGUGGAACGCGCCAUAUGCAGACCGUCUGCGGAGCAUGACAACCCUUACGAGAGCGACAGUCCUUGCCGAGAAAUUGACCGGCACUGACGGGGGGUCCUAUGUAAACGAAGCCAACCCCUUCACCCCGAACUGGCGCGAGUCAUGGUGGGGCGGCGAUAACUACGCGGCGCUGCUCGCGGUCAAGAAGAAAUACGACCCCGAGGGACUUUUGAAGUGCUGGAAGUGCGUCGGGUUCGAGGAUGAAGACAUAUUCAGCGAUCGGUUCCGGUGCCAGGGGAGGCUUGAGCAGGACGUCAGGGGUGAGAUAGGUAGGAACGCAUAA
This is a messenger RNA of Durotheca rogersii, 1827 nucleotides long. RefSeq names its product FAD-binding domain-containing protein. The record is from RefSeq and is a predicted model, not a curated record. The transcript has a single exon. Lineage: Eukaryota; Fungi; Ascomycota; Sordariomycetes; Xylariales; Xylariaceae. Gene Ontology annotation, molecular function: oxidoreductase activity; FAD binding. The coding region runs from base 1 to 1827 and encodes 608 amino acids.